AUGACUGUACUUGAGACAGAUAUCCAAAACAUCACCGAGAAUGUCCAACCACCAACAAACCCCGCCUCUCGCUCUCACGACCCCUCCAACAACCAGAAGCGCGCGGACCCAUUCCAAUUCGGCUCGCGAUACCUAGAAGAUGGCGAUAAUGUUUUUGAGUUCAAUGCCUGGGACCACGUUCAGCCCGAUGACGAGUUCAAAGCUUUCGCCGAAGUCCAGUAUGAGAAGCAGCGCGCCGCCCCCGUCUCCGAGUUUGACCAGAACCGCUUCAACACCGACCCCGCCAAGUGGUGGAAUCUCUUCUACAAGAACAACACCGACAACUUCUUCAAGGAUCGCAAGUGGUUGCGCCAGGAGUUCCCGGUGCUGGCGGAGGUGACCAAGAAGGAUGCGGGUCCCCAGGUUGUGUUGGAAGUUGGCGCCGGCGCGGGCAACACUGCGUUCCCUUUGGUGCGCAACAACGAGAAUGAGCACUUGAAGGUGCAUGCGUGCGACUUCUCGAAGUCCGCUGUGCAGGUCAUGCGUGAGAGUGACCAAUAUGAUCAGAAGUUCAUGGUUGCGGAUGUUUGGGAUGCGGCUGCUGUGCCCGAUGAGAACGGUGACUCUUUGCCGCCUGGUCUGACCGAGGGCUCUGUCGACGUCAUUAUCCUCAUCUUUAUCUUCUCCGCACUCAACCCGAACCAGUGGAACAAUGCGCUGCGCAACAUUUACCGUCUCUUGAAGCCCGGUGGUCAGGUGCUGUUCCGCGACUAUGGACGUGGAGAUCUGGCGCAGGUGCGUUUCAAGAAGGGACGCUACAUGCAGGAGAACUUCUAUGUCCGUGGAGAUGGUACCCGAGUUUACUUCUUUGAUCACGAUGAGUUGCUUCAAAUCUGGGGCCGGUGGACACCGGAGACAGGCCUGCAGGUUGAUUUGGAGAACCCUGUUUCGCAGUCUCAGCUCGCGGAGGGUAACACUACAUUCGAGGUCAAGCACUUGGAUGCUGAUCGCCGUCUGAUUGUGAACCGCUCUACCAAGCAGAAGAUGUACCGCUGCUGGAUGCAGGGUCAUUUCGUCAAGCGUGGCGGUGCUGUUGUCAGUUCAGAGAAUGCAGAGUGA
This is a messenger RNA of Penicillium verhagenii, 1098 nucleotides long. Its product is annotated as tRNA(Thr) (cytosine(32)-N(3))-methyltransferase. Lineage: Eukaryota; Fungi; Ascomycota; Eurotiomycetes; Eurotiales; Aspergillaceae. The coding region runs from base 1 to 1098 and encodes 365 amino acids. The record is from RefSeq and is a predicted model, not a curated record. The transcript has a single exon. Gene Ontology annotation, molecular function: tRNA (cytidine-N3)-methyltransferase activity.